CGAUCCCCGCGGCGGCGGCCGGAACCCUAGAGCCGCUCGCGGAGGCGCUCGACGCGGCGAGGGAGCUCAUGGGGUUCUGCGGCGAGGGGAGCAAGAUCUUUUUGGUCCUUGAGAAAGACACCGUAAUGAAAAGGUUUCAGGAAGUAUCUUCUCAGUUAGAACAAGCUUUGGGUCAAAUUUCUUUUGACGAUCUUGACAUAUCAGAUGAAGUUAGAGAACAGGUUGAGCUUGUGCAUGCUCAACUAAAGAGAGCCAAAGAACGAACUGAUAUGUCGGAUUCAGAGCUUCAUACUGAGUUAUUAUCCCUAUAUAACAGGACCAAGGAGGUCAACAUAGACCCAUCGAUCCUUGAAAGAUUAUCAGAAAAGCUACACCUGACUACAAUUGCUGAUCUCAAACAAGAAUCGCUAUCUUUGCAUGAGAUGGUAAUUGCCAGCGGCGGCGGCGAUCCGGGAGAGCAGAUUGAGAAGAUGUCGAUGCUGCUAAAAAAGAUCAAGGAUUUCGUGCAGACACAAGACCCUGAAAUGGGCAGUGUAGCAAAUCCGAAAUCUCUGCUUCUUGAUAGGAAGCAAAAAACUGCAGUAAUUCCAGAUGACUUCCGCUGUCCUAUAUCCCUGGAUUUGAUGAAAGAUCCAGUAAUUGUGGCCACUGGUCAGACAUAUGAGAGAGCAUGCAUUGAGAAGUGGCUAGCUUCAGGCCACAACACAUGCCCAACCACGCAACAAAAGCUGGUUCACACCUCAUUGACCCCAAACUAUGUUUUAAGAAGUCUCAUCGCCCAAUGGUGUGAAGCGAAUGGUAUUGAACUGCCCAAGCGACCUUGCCAACCUAGUAAUCCUACCUCUUCAUCAUGCUCCUCAAAAGAACAUGCUAAUAUACAUGCUCUUCUCCGUAAGUUAUCUUCUCCGAAGCCCGACGACCAGCGAUCAGCUGCUGGGGAGCUGCGUCUCCUGGCCAAGCGCAACUCUGACAACCGCAUCUGUAUAGCCGAGGCUGGUGCAAUCCCCUUACUGAUAAAUCUACUCUACACCACCGACUUACGGAUCCAGGAACAUGCUGUUACUGCCCUUUUGAAUCUCUCCAUCCAUGACGACAACAAGGCAGGCAUAGUUUCUUCAGGGGCCGUGCCAGGCAUUGUCAAUGUAUUGAAAAACGGCAGUAUGGAAGCACGGGAGAAUGCCGCUGCCACUCUCUUUAGCCUUUCAGUGGUGGAUGAAUAUAAGAUAAGAAUCGGGGAAUUGGGGGCCAUACCAGCCCUCGUGUCGUUACUAAGCGAAGGGACUCAGCGUGGGAAAAAGGAUGCAGCAACUGCCCUUUUUAACUUGUCCAUAUAUCAGGGGAAUAAGGGGAAAGCGGUUCGAGCGGGUGUCGUCCCACUAAUAAUGGGGCUAUUGACUGAUCCAUUGGGUGGCAUGGUGGAAGAGGCUGCGGCGCUGCUGGCAGUGCUGGCAAGCCACCCAGAGGGGAAGACGGCAAUUGGGGAGGCUGAGGCUGUGCCAGUGCUUGUAGAGAUGAUUGGAAUGGGGUCAGCAAGGAGUAGAGAGAAUGCGGCUGCUGUUCUUUUACAUCUUUGCUCUGGGGAGCAGCAACUCAAGUAUUUAGCUCAGGCACAGGAGUGUGGGAUGAUGGGGUCACUAAGGGAGCUAGCAGUGAAUGGCACGGGGAGGGGAAAGAGGAAAGCGGUGCAGUUGCUUGAACGAGUGAGCCGGUUCGUGAUACAGCAGCAAGAGGAACAGGCUCAAAUUUUGACUUUGGCUCAAGCUGGGACUCAGUUCGAUGUCCAUGAUCAAGUUGAACAUGCAGAGCAUCCAUCUUCAGCAGUUCUUAUUGAUCGGUAACAUUUGUCUCGUCGCAUUGUUUGUACACAUUCUUCCUUGUGGUUAGGAGGUUUGAUCUCAAGAUAAGGUGGUAACCUACCUGCUCUUUAAGAUGUGCUUUUACUCUGUGUUCAAGUUGGAAUGUGCUAUAUGCAUUCUUGAAUAGAUGUGCCAAUGGUUGUCCAUCGGCUGGGUUUGGAGUGUAACAUACACAAGUUGUGGUGGUGUAUAUUUAGUUUGGGAGUACUAUAUGUUUAUUGAACGGUCGUCAAGCCUAUUACUUGUAGCUAGAAUUAUUAAACAUCUUUGUGAAUGCAGUUAUUUGUGUUCUGUUAUGUGUGUA
Ananas comosus (pineapple) is the source of this 2160-nucleotide messenger RNA. Its product is annotated as protein spotted leaf 11-like. Gene Ontology annotation, cellular component: nucleus; cytoplasm. Lineage: Eukaryota; Viridiplantae; Streptophyta; Magnoliopsida; Poales; Bromeliaceae. Gene Ontology annotation, molecular function: ubiquitin-protein transferase activity; protein binding. The record is from RefSeq and is a predicted model, not a curated record. Gene Ontology annotation, biological process: protein ubiquitination.